AUGCCUGGAGACGGAUACGACCGCCACAUCACCAUCUUCUCGCCUGAAGGACGACUCUACCAGAUCGAGUACGCCUUCCGUGCUGCCAAGGAGUCGACACUCACGUCAGUCGCUGUACGGGGUCAAGACAGUGCCGUGUUUGUCACGCAGAAGAAAGUGCAGGACAAACUGAUCGAGCCCGAGUCGGUCACGAAUGUGUUCCACAUCACGCCCGAGAUUGGCUGCCUCAUGACGGGACUAUACGCCGACUCGAAGGCGCAAGUGCAGCGCCUGCGUUACGAAGCCCACGAGUUUGAGAACAAGUUUGGCUACAAGAUUUCCUGCCACGUGCUGGCCAAGCGCAUUGCUGACGUGGCGCAGGUGUAUACACAGCACGCUUCCAUGCGUGCGUUUGGUGUGGUCACGAUGCUCAUCAGUGUGGACGAAGAGAAGGGGCCGCAGCUGUUUAAGGUUGAUCCAGCUGGCCACUUCUGGGGCUACAAAGCCACGGCAGCAGGUGUCAAGGAACAAGAGGCGCAGAACUAUCUGGAGAAGAAGAUUAAGGCCAAUCCGGCCAUGGACUACGAGCUGACGCUGCACACGGCAAUCACGUGUCUCCAGUCGAUACUGUCGGCGGACUUUCGCCCGAAUGAAAUCGAGGUUGGCGUCGUGGUGCAGGGCCAGCGAUUCCGGAAGUUGACGGAGGACGAGAUCGAGACCCACUUGACUUCGAUCAGCGAGCGUGACUAA
Peronospora matthiolae is the source of this 729-nucleotide messenger RNA. NCBI's taxonomy places the organism in Eukaryota, Oomycota, Peronosporomycetes, Peronosporales, Peronosporaceae. The record is from the annotation of a GenBank genome assembly.